GGCUUAACCGUUAUGUUCCCUUCAAGUACCAUAUACCCACUUUUCGUCUCAUCUACUUUGAAUUUUGGUAUGCUAAUUAAUAGAAAAUAAUCAAUCAUUCUUUUUCAUCAUUCAUUUAUACCUUACGAUCUCUCUUGAAGCAUUGUAUACAUAUCUAAUUGUUCCAAACUUUGGAAUUACAUUAGCAUUGCUUGGUAUUGUUCAAGCUGUUUACUCUUAUUCUCCGUUUCUAAUUAUUUGUUUGUUCCAUUUCGCUUCUUGCAUUUGCAUACGUUCUUUGAAAAAAAUCCAUUUCGUCGUUCAGGACUAACGAUUUUAUAUUUAUUUAAUUUUCUCAUGAUUUUGGAGUCUUUUCUUUAAUACCUUCAUACUCCUUCUUUUAGAUUAUCUUUGGCGUUCUUUUUUAAUUCUUUCUCAUGGUAGAUAUAAGCAGCCGCUAUGAACUCUUAAUGUCGGUAAUGGGCCCUCCGAACAGCAAACCAUCACAGACAGAUUCUCAAAAAUCGCCAGCAGAAAUUCACCCUGUCGUGAUCACACCAUCUAGUUCGUUUGAAUGUAUCCAGUCCAUAAAGCCCAACCUCUCUUUGCCUUAUCAAGCCACUUCUGCUUCUAAUGAUUUCACGAAUAGUACAAUACCACCCAUUUCUGACUCUUCUUGUGAAGCUUCCAGUGAAUUAUCACCGUUGUCGUCGUAUUCAUCGUCUCGUUCUCCCUCGCCUAGUUCUGGUGAAUCAUUAGCAAGUCAUUCCUCAAGGACAUCGAAGACCUUUGAAAAAAGUAUUCCGUAUAAGGUGAAUGGGUCCACUGAAAAAUCUCCGCUGGUUGAGCAAUUCAUAGCAUUUGUUAGCUGUAAAGAUGCUCAAAGGGGAACAAUUUUAAGUGAAUUUCUCAUUUCAUAUUUGAAUGGCUUAUCUGUGCGAUGUCUAACGGAUGUGGAGUUGGAUAAGACGCGCCACAUCCUCUACAAUUGGUGGUCUUUCCUUAUUCGAUUGUUGGAAACAACUCAAGUUGCAAUAUCUGAAAGACUCGUUUAUAUCAAGUCGAUAGUCAUCAUUGCUGAGCAUUCCUGUUGGAAAGGGAUCGAAAAUUCCGAGUUACUAAAUAUGGAGUAUCAAUUAAUUUUGUUCGAUACCCUUUCUUUUGUAUUACAUCUUCUUUCGCAGAAGGUGUUACCACACACAUUGGUAAACUUCUGUGCUAAAAUAUUGGUUCUUUCUUUUUUUAAACUGGAAAACUUUGCAACUCAUUUUCUCAUUGCACUCGAAAUAGAUAAAAAAUUUAUUAAAUACUUUUCAUCUAAGCUUAAGAGAAAUGAAAAAGACCUUCCCGAAAAAUACAUGUCUCCUUUCUUUCCUAAGCAUUUACAUUCUAUAAUGUCUUCGAUUAAUUUAAAGAAACUGGAUAUGGUGUUUACUAUUGGUUACGGACGACAGCCGAUUGAAUUUGCUGAAAAUUGGAUCCAUCGCUUUCAAUUACCAAAAGGUGGAUUAUUUUUUGAGUUUCUCGCAGAAUAUCAUUCAUAUUUAGCACAAAGCUUAUCGUUCGAACUUCCUUCUGACGUGAUUUAUUAUUCUCCUGGAUACGUUCAUUUGCAUGCGUAUCUUCUUCAAAUCUGUCUAAAUACCGUAAACUUGUCAGAGCGAAAAUGUCCUACCACUGGUGCAUUUCUCGAAUUUCCUAUAUCAAAAAAUAAUGAAAUUAAUCUAUCGUCUGAAGUACUCGCGAUCAAACCCGCUGUUACUACUACUACAAUUGCGAUGUUACAACAACUGACAGAUCAUGUGAGAGGUUUCUUUGUAGCGGUGGAAGAUUGCAGACAGCAACAGUUAAGACUAUUAGAUGUUUUAGAGUAUAUACUCCAAGGGAUUGGACAGUUCAUUCGCGUUUAUGAAUUUCAGGCAUCCUUUAUGUAUUGUUCUCUUUCGGAAAGCUGGUUUGAGAUUUUUUUUGAUUAUUCACAUCGUCCUAGAGUUUCUUUUUGGGUAGAAGCAAUGAAAAAAUUAGUAGGCACAUCAAAUCACAUGGCGAUAGUGAGGAGCAUAACAUUUAUCUACACGAUAUGGCCUUACUUGGAUCUUGAAGCUAAAGAAAUGAUAAGCCUUCGUUGGUUGUUAGUUCAAAAAACGUUUGAAUACCUCUUCUUGCACCAUUUUUCCCUUGUACGUGCUUAUUUCCAUCGUCUUUUGUGUUGGAGACUACUAAAGGUUGAUGACGAGAGCGAAACUAAACUUAAAGCGGAAAUUGUACUGUGCUUAAAAAGAUUGCUUAAACAUUGCUAUUCCGGGCACAAGUGCUAUGCUCAAAGUUGUUUGAGUGCUUCAAAGUCCAUUCCAACAGUGAAGCCUGCUGCACCUCUUCCAAUGCGACGCUUGGUAAUUGUCGGUAAUUUUGAACCCUCUUCAGAUAAUUAUGAUGAUAGUGCUGAAUUUGAAAUUCCAGGUGAUCAAACUGAAGAGAGCAUUAUGGGCAAUAUAUACACUGACGUUGUAACAAUUUCGAACACUGUCUCGAGUGGCUUAAAAAAGGUUUUUGGUUCGUUUGUGAAUAAUGUGUCUGGAUAUCGUUCAGACGAUGAGUUUUCGAAGCAGACUCCAACGCCAAACAACUAUUUAUUCAAGCAAGUAUUACAAAGCGGGAAAAGACAAAAGCCUCGCCAUCGGUUUGCAUUUAAAACCUCUCCUCCCUAUUCAAAUGGAUCAACAGAAAAUGGAGAAAGCUAUACAACAAUUUUAGAACAUUCAUCCCAUGGAGUACUACCAACUCAAUCGAAGAUUUUAUUGUACAACAGCAAUAAUGCUUCUGCUCAUUUCGCUAAAGCUCCGUUACGUGAUACUUCUAAUAGUAGGUUGGUGUACGCUAGUCAAGCUUUAGUUGAAUGGGCACUAGUGGUUCAGGAAUUCAAUACUUUUUUUUCGAAUCGGAAAGACAUUGAAGAAACGGAUAUUAUAGCCCCUUUACUUACAGUCCGUAUUCCCAAACUUCAUAACCCUGCACAGUUUUAAUGAAAAUAGGAUAUCUAUAUCUAUAAUUUUUUUUAUAUAAUGAUUUAAUAAUUGUUAUACCUUUUGAUUACAUUCAUCAAAAAUUUCGCAGUUUUGGUUCGGUAUCUUAUGAUAGCUGGAAUGCAUACCAUAUAUCAAUCAGUCAAAUUACACUACAACAGUUAGUGGUUUAUUUAUUUCGUAAAGAUUAUUUAGUCGCUGAUAAAUAAAUAUUAUCAUUUACUUUGGCAUUAUUUAG
Molecule: messenger RNA, 3240 nt
Organism: Schizosaccharomyces octosporus yFS286
Lineage: Eukaryota; Fungi; Ascomycota; Schizosaccharomycetes; Schizosaccharomycetales; Schizosaccharomycetaceae
Product: fungal family protein
Exons: 1
Coding region: 417-3002 (861 amino acids)
Source: RefSeq, a predicted model, not a curated record